AUGAAUACCAACAAUACAUUAUCUCAAACAAUAAAUUUAAGUAUUCGUCCAUUUUUUAUUUUAUUGGAUAUGUUUUUAAUUAGUUCCAUAUUUCUUGGUUGUAUUUUUUGUGUAUCAUUUAUAUGUAUAUCAGCUGUCUAUCGUUCUUGUCGAUCAGUUUUAACAUUACUUUCAGCUAAUUCAUGUUUAGCUGGUCUUAUUUUUAAUUGUGUACAAUUAAGUAAUGCUUUAUUAUUAUUUCGUGAUGAUAUUUUUUUAUCAACAUCAAAUCAAAAUCAAUAUUGUGAAGUUCGUAAUUAUCUUAUGCAUGUAUCUGGUAGUCUUCUUUAUUAUUCAUAUUGUAUUCAAUCAAUAUCACGUUUAUUUUUUGUUGUCUUUUACAAACAUACAGUUCUUUUAACUUAUCAUAUACAUUUUAUUCUUAUUGGAAUACAAUGGACACUUGGUUUUUUUUUACCAAUAUCAAUACUUACAUCUGGUCAUAGACAAUAUCAAACAGAGACAAGUGAAUGUUUUAUAACAAUUAAAAAUGUUUCACAAACAUUAUUUGGUAUGAUUUCAAUGUUUGUUUUACCAAUGACAAUUAUUUCAAUAUGUUAUACACAUAUUGUUUGUUUUGUACGAGCUGCUGUACGACGUGCUAGAAAAACGAAUGCAAUGCCUAUUCGAAAAUUUAAUCUUAUACGUGAUCAAGGUGCAAUACAUAUUAAACAUCGAUUUUCAAGUACAAGAGAUAUUAAAGUAUUUCGACAUAUAAUUGUAUUAAUUACUGUAUUAUGUAUUGGUGGAUUUCCUUAUUCAAUGUUAAUGGUAUUAAAUACACAAAGUAUUGCUCCAUUUUCUAUUUAUCGUCUAUGUAUAACAGUAUUUGCAUUAAGUGUAACAGUUGAUAUGGGUGCAAUAUUUUUUUUUAACAAAAAUGUUCGUACAAUAUUUUUUAACUGUUUUCAAAGACGAUCAAACCGAAUUGGUUCAAUUAAUCGUGGUUAA
Messenger RNA from Rotaria sordida, 990 nucleotides. The record is from the annotation of a GenBank genome assembly. NCBI's taxonomy places the organism in Eukaryota, Metazoa, Rotifera, Eurotatoria, Philodinida, Philodinidae.